Messenger RNA from Ilyonectria robusta, 1473 nucleotides. RefSeq lists its product as uncharacterized. Bases 1 to 1473 code for a protein of 490 amino acids. NCBI's taxonomy places the organism in Eukaryota, Fungi, Ascomycota, Sordariomycetes, Hypocreales, Nectriaceae. The record is from RefSeq and is a predicted model, not a curated record. Gene Ontology annotation, molecular function: oxidoreductase activity. The transcript has 5 exons.
AUGAGCGCUCCAACGAUCACUUCCGAAGGCUAUGUGUGGACGCCAGCCUCCGGCAUGUCUCAAGGUUCCUUGCCCUGUAGGGGCGUCGUUAGUCCCCCGAAGCAUGUUAAAAGCGAGGACGCCUACGAUUGUAUUGUUAUCGGCGCCGGGUAUGCUGGCUUGACUGCCGCCAGGGACUUGGCUCUAUCAAAAAAGAAAGUCCUCUUAAUUGAAGCGAGGGACCGCGUUGGCGGCCGAACGUACAGUGUUGAUCUUGAUGGCUACGUCUAUGAAAUGGGAGGCACCUGGGUCUCGCACUUUCAAGGCAACUUGUUCAGGGAGAUGCAGCGCUAUGGUGUUGAUCGCGAUCUCGUCACCACCAGGCAAAGCAUGCAUGAGAAUAAUUACUACACGAUGAAUAUUUCUGGUGAUACGAAAAAGCUGAGCCACAGUGAAGCCGGAAAGCUUCAGGCAAAGGCAUGGGACUUGUUCGUAAACGUGGAUGGGAAUGGAUGUCGCACCAUCUGCCCAUUGCCGCAUCAACAACUUGGAAAUGUACUGGUCAAGCGAGAAGACGUCGAACGGUUGGAUGCCAUGUCUUGCAAGGAACGGUAUGAGCAAAUUAAAGACCAGCUCAGCCCCGACGAGUCUGCAUUGCUCUUGUCUUUGAUCCUCCAUAUUUCUGGCGGCACCCUGGAGAAUUCCAGUCUUUGGGACAUGAUCCGAUCGCAUGCACUGGCAGCACACUCUUCUGACAACUUUGAGGACGUGUGGCUCCUGUACAAGCUUCGCCAAGGUCAAUCGAAUCUCUCACGCGCCAUGCUUGACGAAGCUAUCAGAAAUGGCAUGGAAUAUUCCUUUUCUACCGAGGUGUCUUCCAUCGUCGAUAUCGGAACGUUUGUCGAGGUCAGCACCACCUCCGGCCUCACGUUUCGCGCUUCCAAGGUCAUCUCGACGAUUCCUCUCAACGUCCUGCGCCACAUUCGUUUCGAGCCGCCUCUUUCCAAAUUUCGACAGGAGGCCGUCAAUCUUGGCCAUGUCAACUUCAUGAACAAGAUCCAUGCUGAGGUGAAAGGACCCGGACUUGCGUCUUGGAAUGGCAUGGCCUACCCUAAUCUCUUGCUUUACGGCUAUGGAGAUGGAGUCUUGGACAAUGGCAAUGCUCAUAUAGUUGCCUUUGGGAAAGAUGAACGAGAUCACUAUGUAGCCGAAAACUGUCCAGAGGAGACUGUUGAAGCUUUCCAAAAGCUUCAUCAAAUGGAUAUCCAGAAAAUGAUCUUCCACAACUGGAACACGGACCCUUACUCGCAAGGAGGGCCGGCAUGGUGGCCACCAAAGUAUAUGACCCUGUACCAGGAAGAACUACAGAGCGCACAUGGGAACAUCCUUUUCGCCUCGGCGGACUGGGCCCAUGGAUGGAGGGCAUUCAUUGACGGAGCAAUUGAACAGGGUGCAUUGAAUGCCAAGGAGGUCUUAAACCAGCUUGGUUCUUAA